CAAAGGAAGACGCUUCCGGGCCAUCGCUGGGACGACGGAGCUCCCGGCAUGCCUCGCAGCGGCGGGCCGAUGGCGCCGGGGGCGCGGCCGCUGUGGCUGCUGGCGCUCUGGACGCUGGCGGGCCCGGCGCGGUCCGGCGCCGCGGAGGCGGGCGACGGAGGGUGGCAGCGGCGGGGGCCCGGGGCGCCAGCGGCCGUGCCGGAGGAGGAGCGCUGCGCGGUGGAGCGGCGGUCCGACCUCAGCUACUCCGAGUUCGUGCAGCACUACGCCUUCUCCAGACCCGUCGUCCUGCAGGGGCUCACAGACAACUCGCGGUUCCGGGCCCUGUGCUCCCGAGAAAGGCUGCUGGCCUCCUUUGGCGAGAGAGUGGUACGGCUGAGCACUGCCAACACCUACUCCUACCGGAAAGUGGACCUGCCCUUCCGGGAGUAUGUGGAGCACCUGCUGCACCCCCAGGACCCUACCGCCCUGGGCAACGACACCUUAUAUUUCUUUGGGGACAACAAUUUCAGCGAAUGGGCGUCACUUUUUCAGCACUACUCCCCACCCCCGUUUAGUCUGCUGGGCACCACCGCUGCGUACAGCUUCGGCGUUGCAGGAGCUGGUUCUGGGGUGCCUUUCCACUGGCACGGGCCCGGGUUCUCAGAGGUGAUCUAUGGCCGCAAGCGCUGGUUCCUGUACCCUCCUGCGAAGACACCGGAGUUCCACCCCAACAGGACGACGCUGGCCUGGCUUCGGGACGUGUACCCAGCCCUGGCACCGUCCACGAGACCCCUGGAGUGCACUGUCCGCGCCGGGGAGGUGCUGUACUUCCCUGACCGGUGGUGGCAUGCCACACUCAACCUGGACCCCAGCGUUUUCAUCUCUACCUUCCUCAGCUGACCAGAGCGGGCGGCUGGUAGUCGGGGAUGUCUCGCUUCUGCAGCACAGGGAGUCAGGUCAGGCGCCAGGAAGGGGACACUGCUCCGAUUCCUGCUCCCCAGAGGA
Messenger RNA from Hyaena hyaena (striped hyena), 987 nucleotides. RefSeq names its product jumonji domain containing 8 (gene JMJD8). Gene Ontology annotation, cellular component: cytoplasm. The transcript is spliced from 10 exons. Lineage: Eukaryota; Metazoa; Chordata; Mammalia; Carnivora; Hyaenidae. The record is from RefSeq and is a predicted model, not a curated record. The coding region runs from base 49 to 882 and encodes 277 amino acids.